GGCACACAAAAAUGUUUAGCCCAUCCCAUCUCAAAACCUUGCACCUUCUUCAAGUUUUCUCAGUAAAAUCAUCAUCACCAUCUUCAAGCUUAAGCUCCAUGAAGCUAAAAAGAAUCAUCCACACCCUCAUAGUCUCCCACAUGUGCCGAAUUAUUCGUGCACUCUCUAAAGUCAAAGCUGUUAUAGUUGAGAUUUUUAAGGACAACCCAACCAUUCACUUCCCAUACCCUUCUCAGAAAAAGCAUUGCAACACACGGAAGAAGAAGAUCAUUAUGGGUUCCUUCAGGCUUCACUAUAACUGGUGCUCUUCCAAAUCCUCUCACGUUUUGCCUGUUCCAGAACCUGUUUAUGAAGGGUUGUUUGCUACUCAUUUGUGCCACGACUCAACAACACCUGAGCAACAAGGUGGUGAUGAUUGCCCUGAGUCACAGCUUGCAGGGUACCUACGUUGGCUUGAGGAGAAGAAGGUUCAAGAUGAUAAUAAUGGUGCAAACAAUGAGAAGGAAAUGAAUGAGAUUGAUAUGCUAGCAGAAAUGUUCAUUGCAAAUUGCCAUGAGAAGUUCAAGUUGGAAAAGCAAGAGUCUGAUAGAAGGUUUCAAGAAAUGCUUGCUCGAAGCAUGUAAACAAGAUCAAAUUGCUUCGGUGGUUUGUUUUGAAAGUUCACUCACUUGUUGUUCUGCUUUUUCCAACAUUCAAAUUCAGUUUGUUAAUUACUUGGGAAAUUAAGCUUUAUCCAUCGGGUGUAUUGAGGGAUUUCAUUUAUGGUCAUAUUUUCCUUUUUCUUUUCUUUUUUUUCCAACUUUUCAGAAGAUGAAAGCUGGUUUGAAGAAUUGUACUUAAUGGGAUGGGCUAGGAAAUUGUACAAUUCUUCUGUUGACAAUCACAUGGUGGUUUUAACUUUUAAUUU
Molecule: messenger RNA, 907 nt
Organism: Gastrolobium bilobum
Lineage: Eukaryota; Viridiplantae; Streptophyta; Magnoliopsida; Fabales; Fabaceae
Exons: 1
Coding region: 12-623 (203 amino acids)
Source: RefSeq, a predicted model, not a curated record